AUGACCCAGUCCAAGGCCGACAAGAUCAACAAGGUCCAGGCCAACCUUCCCCUUCCCGAGCAGCCCCCCGUUGCCUCCGACUGGCAGUCCGCCGACGCCACCAAGGUUAACGUCGGUAGCGGUGGUAACGCCGAGGCCCCCAUCGGCCGCGACACGGCCGCCACCUCUGGGUUGCGCGAGCCCGCGUCCAAGGACAACGUUGACCUGAGCAGCGUCGGCCGCCAGGGCGUCGAGGGUCUCGACGGUCCCCCCAAGGAUGCCGCUGCCAGAAAGUAA
Colletotrichum spaethianum is the source of this 276-nucleotide messenger RNA. RefSeq lists its product as uncharacterized. The transcript has a single exon. Bases 1 to 276 code for a protein of 91 amino acids. Lineage: Eukaryota; Fungi; Ascomycota; Sordariomycetes; Glomerellales; Glomerellaceae. The record is from RefSeq and is a predicted model, not a curated record.